AUGACAAAUAUCACUGUUCUCAUCUCGGGAUCGGGAUCCAACCUCCAGGCGUUGCUCGAGGCUGAGAAAUCUGGCAAUUUGGCAGGUAAAAUUACCCAGGUCAUCUCGUCCAGUGAAUCGGCCUAUGGCUUGCAAAGAGCUGCCAACUUUGGCGUGGCCUCCAAGACUCACGUGUUGAAGAACUACUACAAGGGGAUUCCCAAGGACCAAGUGAAUGCUCGUAAGGAAAAAAGAGAGCUUUUCAACACCGAUUUGGCUAACCUUCUCAUACAUGGAAAUAUCGAAGGUGUCGCCGAUUCCUCCUACACCAAGCCAGACUUGAUUGUGUGCGCUGGCUGGAUGCUUAUUUUGUCACCAUCGGUGUUGAUUCCUUUGGAGAAGGCUGGCAUUUCCAUCAUCAAUUUGCAUCCAGCCUUGCCUGGAGCUUUUGAUGGUACUCAUGCCAUUGAUCGUGCAUGGAAAGCUGGACAAGACGGAGAAAUCACCAAGGGUGGUCUCAUGAUCCAUAAGGUUAUUGCUGAAGUCGAUAGGGGUGAACCAGUUUUGGUUAAGGAGCUUGAUUUGAUCAAGGGUGAGACAUUGGAGGAAUAUGAGGCCAGAGUUCAUGCUGCUGAGCAUAUUGCUAUUGUGGAGGGAACGAACAUUGUGUUGAAGGAAUUGUCUGCUUAG
Messenger RNA from Sungouiella intermedia, 669 nucleotides. NCBI's taxonomy places the organism in Eukaryota, Fungi, Ascomycota, Pichiomycetes, Serinales, Metschnikowiaceae. The record is from the annotation of a GenBank genome assembly.